AUGUUUGAAGAAACGUUUGAGGCCGGAUUCAAAAUCACAUCGGCCAAACUCGAUAACGAUACCUUCGAUGAUUGUUCGAAACAAUAUAUAGGAAAGAAUACUGCUAAGGAGUGCUAUACCCAAAGCGAAUCGUGCGAAGUGCACUUCAUCAUCGAUGACAAGAGCAAAUACAAUCAAGUCAAGUUUAUGGUGGGCGCAGAAGCUAAGGUGACCUACGAAAUUAAAGAAGGCGUGUUGGUGGAAAAGAACGAGACCUCAGUCAAGCAAGGUGCAGCCGCAGGAACCACAAUCGAAAAAAAGAAUUUCCCUCUGUCAUUCAUCCCAACUGAAAUGCAACUUGUAUCGACGACCGGUGAUGCGGUCGUUAAGGUCAAUAAGCCAUGUCCAACGAAACCAGCAGAGAAAGCAGAAAACUGCUUAACUAUUUCAAACGAGAUGUUUCCUGUCACCGUGAAGGCCAACAUGGCAGAGGCAGUGCGGGUGCUUAUGUUCACAGGGGAAGGUUCUAAGACACUGGAAGUCACAUUCAAGCCAAAAGGCAAUUCAGGCAGCUCUGCAGCGGCAUGGAUUUCACAUUCCGUAGCCCUCAUUCUGGCCAACCUGGCCAUGGUGUACGUCUUCCCCUAG
Molecule: messenger RNA, 627 nt
Organism: Dibothriocephalus latus
Lineage: Eukaryota; Metazoa; Platyhelminthes; Cestoda; Diphyllobothriidea; Diphyllobothriidae
Source: the annotation of a GenBank genome assembly